AACACCUUCUUUUUCCUGUGCCUCACCACUCACCACCUCGCCUUUACACUCUAUCCGCGGACCGAUUCAAAUGGAGUUGCCACCACUUUCGUGGGGAAUUAUGGGUGCCGGGCGAGUGUGUCAUGAUUUCGUCCAGGCCCUAAAGUCUAUUCCCCAUGCAGCCAAGGUCAAGACAGUGGGCUGCCGUGAGCUAGAACGAUCGGUAGAAUUCGCGGAUCAGCAUGGAAUUCCUAAUCGGGUUGGGAGCUACGAAGACGUGGCCAAGGAUCCAGAGGUGGACAUCUGCUACAUCGGCAUGCUACACCCUUUUCACUACGAGAAUGCCGUGACAGCACUGCAAAACGGCAAGCAUGUGCUCGUGGAAAAGCCAUCUACCUGCAGUGAAUGUGACACUAAAGCGCUAGUACGACUGGCUCAGGAGAAAGGGCUGUUCCUGAUGGAAGGGAUGUGGACCCGCUUCUUUCCGGCGGUGGAAAAGGCUCAGGAACUUGUCAAGUCUGGGACCAUUGGCAAGGUGGUGGCGGUUCACUCCGACUUUGGUUUCAACGGAGGUGACGUCGCCAACUAUCCGGACCACAUAUUUUACAACCUCAACCUUGGUGGUGGCGGAUUAUUUUAUGUCGCGCCUUACCCGGUGGCUGCAGCUAUGCAGUUUUUAGGCCCAGCCUUUCCCUCUCGGAUAGCGGCGGCCGGGGUGAAGGACAAGCUCACGGGCGUGGAUCUCAGUGGUGCUAUUUCUCUCCACUUCGAGGGAAAAGGAAUUGCUUCCUUGACAUACAACAUCGAGGCGGAAACUCCAGAGGAGACAAUCAUCAUCGGAACGGAAGGUCGCAUCAAGCUACUUUCUCCUGCUCAUUGCCCGACGGCGAUAGAGGUCACUACAAAGGCAAUCGGGCGAGGUAACACCACAACGAUACGCCACGACUUCCCCCUUCCGGACCCGCCUGCGUCAGUGGACGCCUCCGGUGGCUUCAACUACCCCAACUCGAACGGGUUCCAAUUCGAAGCAGCGGCCAUCCACAAGUGCAUCCGUGGAGGGCGAACUUCUUCAGAUCAGUACACGCCAGAUGAAAUGCUAGCGGUCAUGCAUGUGCUCGAGGAAUGCCGCACACAGUUGAAGAUCGACAGCGUGGAAUAAUAGAUGUGGACGCCUGAAUAUAUCGUCAGGUUUUUCCCGAUGUUCCGGCUCUGUGGUCUUUGAACAUUUUAUCAAGCGACUUGCGCGUAAUUGUUGUCUACGUUACGGUGGUGGUCCCGGUUUAGCGGUUCCCUGUGUAGCGGGACGGUUCCACAAUCUGGCGGCACGGCUGCAGCAACCCAGAGAAACGAUUAUACGAUCGCUACACCGAUCGCGCCCCCAAUGCGGUUGCUAGAGCUGUCUUAACACCAAUAAUGGCGGUUGUCGAUUCAAUUUUUCAAUUUUUCGGCCCCCAAUGGCGGUGUGGGGGUGGCGGAGCUCACGGCUGUACUGAAAGCGCUUAGUACGAAUGCAGAGGAGGAUGGGACCGCGUGCAGGACUCGAAGUUGUGCAAGGUGUUGACGCACCUUGCCAUCACCCCGGGUAACUCUGCCCCCCCUGCAGCCGUCGCAGCGGCUCUUUCUUGGGCGGAGCUAAAGCUAAAGAGGAAAAUAUAACUGAGGAUUUG
Ectocarpus siliculosus is the source of this 1646-nucleotide messenger RNA. The record is from the annotation of a GenBank genome assembly. Lineage: Eukaryota; Phaeophyceae; Ectocarpales; Ectocarpaceae.